AUGUUUAAGAAGUUCCUCAUUGUUGCCCUUUGUGGACUGGCUCUUGCUCAAGCUGUAGUUAUUCGUAAACCUGAGCAUCUCUCUGGACAAGCUCUUGUUGAUUAUGUAAAUCAACAUCAGAGCCAUUUCAAGACCAAACUCUCCACCAGAUUCUCUGGAAUGGACAAAGGAGUCAAAGGGCACAUCAUGGGAGCCUUGAUGAUCGAGGUCCCAGCCGAAGACCGCAAGAAUGAGGUUAAUCACGAUGACAUCGAAGAUGCUACCAUCCCAGACAGCUUCGAUUCUCGUACUCAGUGGCCAAACUGCCCAUCCAUCAACAACAUCCGUGAUCAAUCUUCUUGCGGAUCCUGCUGGGCUUUCGGAGCUGCUGAAGCUAUCAGCGAUCGUAUUUGCAUUGCCUCUGCUGGAAAAACCCAAGUUACCAUCUCUGCUGACGAUAUUCUUUCCUGCUGUGGACGUAUUUGCGGAAAUGGAUGCCAAGGAGGAUACCCAAUUGAAGCUUGGAAGCACUACGUUAAGGCUGGAGUUGUCAGUGGAGGAGCAUAUGGAAGCAAUGUUGGUUGCAAGCCAUAUCCAUUCCCACCAUGUGAACAUCACGAUAAUGCCACUCGCUACAAGCCAUGCCCAUCUGACCUCUACCCAACUGACCAAUGCAGUCACUCCUGUGAAAGCGGAUACAGUAUCACCUAUGAUAACGACAAACACUUCGGAAAGUCUGCUUAUGCUGUUUCUCACAAGGUUACUGACAUUCAAAAGGAAAUUCUUACCCACGGACCAGUUGAAGUUUCUUUCACCGUCUUCGAAGAUUUCGAACACUAUUCCUCUGGUAUCUACGUUCAUACCGCUGGUGCUAAGCUUGGAGGACAUGCCGUCAAGAUGAUCGGAUGGGGUGUUGAAAAUGGAACUCCAUACUGGAUCUGCGUCAACUCAUGGAACUCUGACUGGGGAGAGAAAGGAUUAUUCCGUAUCAUCAGAGGAGUCGAUGAGUGUGGAAUCGAAAUGGGUGUUGUCGGAGGAAUUCCAAAAGUCUAA
Auanema sp. JU1783 is the source of this 1032-nucleotide messenger RNA. The record is from the annotation of a GenBank genome assembly. NCBI's taxonomy places the organism in Eukaryota, Metazoa, Nematoda, Chromadorea, Rhabditida, Rhabditidae.